Spodoptera littoralis (African cotton leafworm) is the source of this 2115-nucleotide messenger RNA. NCBI's taxonomy places the organism in Eukaryota, Metazoa, Arthropoda, Insecta, Lepidoptera, Noctuidae. The record is from the annotation of a GenBank genome assembly.
AUGGAUGCUUAUCCUAUCAAACUGAGCUUGUAUCACGACCCUAGUUGGUCUACUGUUGGUCGAUAUUGUCGUUGUCACCUGGUGUGGUCGGUGGCGCAUGACGCCUGCGCCUGCGCAGCCAGUGCCGCCAUGGCGGUGUGGUGCGGCGCGCGCAUUCUGCCGCUCGAACGACGCGUCUACUCCAUCACUCUAGUGAUAGAACCAAACACAGCAUUCUUGCGAGCGGCGCGCGCCGGUCAGCUCGACACAGUCGUCGAUCUCCUCGACUCCGGCGCCGUCAAGGACAUAAACACAUGCAAUUCGAACGGGCUGAAUGCGCUUCACCUCGCCGCUAAAGAUGGACACAUCUCUGUGGUCGAGGAGUUACUAAAGCGAGGUGCAACAGUAGACGCGGCUACUAAAAAAGGAAACACAGCACUCCACAUAGCAUGUCUUGCGGGGCAAGAAUCAGUAGCGCGGGCGCUACUGGCGGCGGGGGCGAAGGCCGACGCCCAAUCAGCGGCCGGCUUCACUCCACUGUACAUGGCGGCACAAGAGAACCAUGCUGGAUGCGUCAAAAUGCUCCUGGCAGCUGGAGCCAGUCAGACCCUUGCUACAGAGGAUGGCUUCACUCCUCUCGCAGUCGCAAUGCAACAAGGACACGACCGAGUAGUCGCUGAACUACUGGAAUCAGACACGAGGGGCAAGGUUCGAUUACCUGCGCUACACAUCGCCGCGAAGAAGAAUGACGUCAAAGCUGCUACGCUGUUGCUUGAGAACGAACACAACCCAGACGCCUGUUCGAAAUCAGGGUUCACGCCCCUGCACAUAGCGGCGCACUACGGCAACGUGGGCGUCGCGCGCGCGCUGCUGGCCGCCGGCGCAGACGCGGGCCGCGCCGCCAAGCACAACAUCACGCCUCUACACGUCGCCAGCAAAUGGGGACAACUGGCUAUGCUGGAUCUGCUUGUGGAGAAUGGUAAAUCAGCAACGACAGAGUCAGGGUUGACCCCGCUCCACGUGGCGUCGUUCAUGGGCUGCAUGAACAUAGCGCUCGUACUCAUCGGCGCGGGCGCCCCGGCCGACGCCGCCACCGCGCGCGGAGAGACUCCUCUACACCUCGCUGCCAGGGCGCAUCAAACUGAUCUCGUCAGGGUCCUGCUUAGGAAUAAUGCUAAGGUGGAUGCCCGAGCUCGUGAAGAACAGACCCCCUUGCACGUGGCAGCCCGACUGGGCCACGCCGAUAUAGCCGCGCUACUGGUGCAACAUGGCGCCGACGUCGGGGCUACCACCAAGGACAAGUACACGCCGCUACAUAUUGCUGCUAAAGAAGGCAAAGAAGAAGUAGCAUCGAUCCUCCUGGAGCACGGCGCAGCGAUAGAAGCCGAGACCCGCAAGGGGUUCACCCCGCUGCACCUGGCCGCCAAGUACGGCGACACCGGCGUGGCGCGCCUCUUGCUGGCGCAGGCCGCCGCGCCCGACGCGCCCGGACGGUCUCACAUCACGCCGCUGCACAUGGCCACCUACUACGGACACCCCGACAUCGCGCUCUUGUUGCUGGAUAAAGGAGCGUCUCCACAUUCUCUGGCGAAGAACGGACACUCCGCUCUACACAUCGCCUGCCGACACAACCACCCAGAUAUCGCCUUCGCGUUACUUGAACAUGACGCGGAUCCCAGCGUGAAGUCGAAGGCAGGUUUCACUCCACUGCACAUGGCAGCACAGGAAGGACACGAGGAUUGCGUCGAGAUGCUCAUCGAACGAGGGGCUGAUGUCAAUGUACCCGCUAAUAAUGGUUUAACACCAGUCCACCUAGCAGCUUCCGAAGGUCGUACGGGCGUGCUGAAGGCGCUGAUGUCUGCGGGCGGGCAGGUCAACGCCCGCACCAGGGACGGGUUCACUCCACUACACCAGGCGGCACAGCAAGGCCACACACUCAUCAUACAGUUACUGCUCAAACAGAAUGCUGACCCCAACGCUCUCUCUGCUAAUGGACAAACGGCUUGUGCUAUAGCCGACCGUUUGGGCUACAUUAGCGCCGUAGAAGCAUUGCGACCUGUCACAGAAAACACGCUCAGCCAAGCUGUCGGAGAUACCGAACAAGGAAAAAUUGAAGUCGUAAGUCUACACGCGUAG